Messenger RNA from Procambarus clarkii (red swamp crayfish), 3080 nucleotides. NCBI's taxonomy places the organism in Eukaryota, Metazoa, Arthropoda, Malacostraca, Decapoda, Cambaridae. The record is from RefSeq and is a predicted model, not a curated record.
GAUUUGAUCUAAUUCAUUUCCGGCUUUUUUAUAGAUUUCCUCAAGAUAAUUGUGACUCAUUUCUUGAGUUAUCAUGGUGGACUUUUUCGUUGCCAUCUCAUUGAUGAUAAUCCUGCUUGGGUCAUCCACCCAGGGAGGUAACCUCGGGUCUAACACUUCCCCCUACUUUAACGAGGACGACAGUGCCUGAGCCAGCCAAGACUUGACCAGGUCGGUGUGGAUGCCUGCUCAAGACCCCGGGGGUUACACGAAGAAGGACUGUGUUUGCAACAUUCCAACUGAAUCAACAUUAAAAGGCGCGUUACUUUGGCAUUAUGGGUGUUGCGGCACGGAAGGUGCAUGGGUGAGGGUGAGGUUGUCCACUGCCACCACACACAUCAGACCCCCUGGUGGGAAGGGGGCGUGGGGGAAGAUGGAGUCAAGGGGGAGGUGCUCAAGCAGCCUAUAUUGAGCUCAGCAGACAAGCGUUGUCAGUGCGUUCCCAAUCAGAUGCGGCGAGGCUGUAGUGUAGUGUUGAGAUAAAAGUGCACCAGUGCAUUCUCGAGUAUUGGAGUUAAUAAUAAGUGUAACCGCCGCCUCCCUCGUCCACCCUAGAGAAGCCUUGCUCGACGCUACACACAUUACAGCUAGGAUUUGUUCCUAGCUCGACCCUGCAAGCACAUCUGAGUAUCCUCUCCGUGUUCCCUGCCUCAAGCACAGUUCACCCGCCAUCUUCCCCCACCACACUACGGGCGCCAGGACCAGCUGCUGGUGCCUGACGACAGCAGCAGCAGCCUACCCGUACGCCCAGGCCAUACCCCACUCCUUACAACGAAUAUUGACCAUCGUCCUGAAGCAUAAUGUCUGAGUUAGGCUACAAGAAGAACGAUCCCACCUUCUGCUCCCGGGCCAUCCAUGAAGGCAACGAACCUGAACAGUGGAACCAUUUAGCACUUGUUCCGCUAAUUUCCUUGUCAACAACGUAUAAGCAAGAAGGUCCUUCUGAGUUUAAAUUGUAUAAGUACGGUCGCUCAGGCAACCCAACCAGACAUUGCCUCGAGAAGUGCCUGGCAUCAGCUGAAAACGCCAAGCACUGCUUAGUAACAUCUUCAGGUAUGGCAGCCGUGACCGCAAUAACUCACCUCAUCUCUGCUGGGGAGCACAUCAUCGCCACGGACGAUAUCAAUAAUGGCACCAACAUAUACUUCAAUAACGUGGCCUCAAGGAUGGGAAUUGAGGUAGAUUUUGUUGAUGCUGUUGAUUUAAAGAAUGUGGAAGCAGCAUUUAAACCCAACACGAAGAUGGUUUGGAUUGAAUCUCCAACCAAUCCUACAAUGAAGAUUGUUGACAUUGCAGCUGUGGCAGCCAUAGUGAAAAAGCAUACCACAUCAUUCAUGGUUGUGGAUAACACAUUUAUGUCUCCAUAUUUUCAACGACCUCUUGAUCUUGGAGCAGAUUUAGUGAUGCAUUCGAUAACGAAGUAUAUCAACGGACACACUGACGUUAUCAUGGGAGCUGUCUGCACUAAUCGAGAUGACCUUCAUGAUGAACUUCGUUUCUUCCAAAAUGCUAUUGGAUCUGUUCCUUCCCCACUUGAUUGUUACUUGGUUAAUCGGUCACUCAAAACCUUGGCACUGAGAAUGGAACAACACAUGAAGAAUGGUUUAGCAGUGGCCAAGUUUUUGGAGACUCACCCUUGUGUGGAGAAGGUCAUUCACCCUGGGUUACCAUCUCACCCUCAGCAUGAGCUGUCGAAGCGUCAGUGUUACGGCCACUCCGGCAUGUUCUCCUUCUGCAUCAAGGGAAACACUUUAAAAGCAUCGACUCACUUUUGCAAGCAGUUAAAGAUGUUUACUUUCGCAACUAGCUUGGGAGGGGUUGAGUCUCUCUGUCAACUUCCGUGUGUGAUGAGCCACAAGUGUCUGCCAGCAGAGACUAGAGAGAACUUGGGCAUCACAGAUGGCCUUGUCCGUGUGUCGUGUGGCUUAGAGCCGGCUCACCACCUCAUCAAAGACCUUGAUCAAGCUCUCAGAGCUGUGGUCCCAAAUGACGAGGAAACUGUACCAGUAAAAUGCCUAGAAGAUAAUCUAAAGGCCUGUGGGAUAUAAUUAUCUAGUGCAAUAGACAAUGUUUGUCUGUGUGGGGACCAAACAUAUUUGUGAUUAUAACUUGAUAUUGGUUUGGUGUUGGGCUUGGGAUCUAUCAGUCUCCGGAGGGUUAUUAAGGUUAUUAUUACUGGAUAAAAAACCCACACUUGUCUAUUUGUGAAACUUAUGUAAGGAUUUUACAGUCUUUCGCACUCUUCUGAGUGUGUGUGAAAGACUUGGUGUAAAUUCCUUACAUGAGUUUCAUAAAUUCACAAGUGUGGUCUUUUUUUUUACCCUAUGUUAUUAUGUGAGUGAGAAGACAUUACCGUUGCUAAUUGUUGAUGUUGAUGAUGCUAUUUUGUUAUGGUGUUAUUGUUAUUGUUACGUGGGCAACAAGCACUGCUGCUACCAAUUGUAACGUUACAUACAUGUCCCCAUUGUAACACUUCCCACAAAAACUCACCGUAAUGGUUGCUAAACAAAAACUGGUAAAACUUUAGGCUGUAAUAAUUGUAUUUUGCCAGUUCUCUGGGGUGAUAGUCUGCCCUCGCAUCAGAAAAUGCACAAACCAGUUAUCGGGGGGGGGGGGGGGGGAGAGAAAUGUCCAAGAUGUUAAACAUAUCUUUGCAAUUCUUACACAUCAGAUGGAAGAUCAGUUUACUCAUAAACAUAUAAUGCUGCCACCACUCCUGGAAGAAUGAUAAUUAGGCUAAUUGACUCAUGAGAAGAUCAGUCAAAUAAUACCGAGUGUGAGGGAACUUUAAUCUUUUAAUACUUACUGGGUGAAUGGAAUUCCCUUUUAAAUCAACUUCAUGAAUACAAGGGAGAAUAUAUUGACUCAUCAAAAUGGUCAUAAGAUCACAGGUGAUGUCCAAUGCACUUCAGGAUAAACCAUCCACUAGACAGUGUGAUAUUGUAAUUGCCAGAAUUAGGCUGGGGUAUCGAUAUCUGUGGAAGGUGGCUGCAGGUAAUGAAUCCCCCAAUGGUGAACAUUCCAAUUGUAAACUAUGUGAA